CUCCUCUGAAAAGACACUCGUAACAUUUGUUGUCUUUCAGUUUUGGGGAAACAGUCAUGUUCAGCCGCAAUUUCAAGAACGUGUUGGUGGUGUCUCUCGGCUUCCUGUCGCUCUUCACUGCCUAUGGAGGACUACAGAGCCUGCAGAGCAGCCUGAAUGCGGAGGAGGGGAUGGGCGUGACCUCGCUGAGCGUCAUUUACGCCUCCAUCAUCAUCUCCUCCAUGUUUCUGCCGCCCAUCAUGAUCAAGAACCUGGGCUGUAAGUGGACCAUCGUGGCCGGCAUGGCGUGCUACGUAUCCUACUCCUUUGGGAACCUUUACCCGGGCUGGUACACCCUUAUCCCCACCUCGGUCAUCCUGGGUUUGGGGGGUUCUCCUCUGUGGUCGGCUAAGUGCACUUACCUGACCAUCUCUGGCAAUGUGCAGGCGGCCAAAGAGGGCAAGAAGAGCUCAGACGUCAUCAACCAGUACUUUGGCAUCUUCUUCUUCAUCUUUCAGUCUUCGGCCGUGUGGGGGAACCUCAUGUCCUCGCUCAUCUUUGGACAGGACACCAACAUAGCUUACAUCUCAGAGGAGAAGCUGCAGUUCUGCGGGGCGGCUGACUGCGGACUCAACAUCACGUCCAACAGCACCACUACCAGGCCUGCGCAGGAGCUGGUGUGGACCCUCGUCGGCUGCUACAUUGGUGUGGGCGUGCUGGCCAUGCUAAUCGUGGCCAUCUUCCUGGACAACAUCGACCGGGAGCAGACCAGCGAGUUCCGUGGCAACCGGGAACCUUUCUGCCACACCUUCCUGGCCACCUUCCGCCUGCUGAAGGACUGGAGGCUGCUGAUGCUCAUCCCGCUCACCAUGUACAGCGGCUUCGAGCAGAGUUUCCUCUCUGGAGAGUACACCAAGAAUUACGUGACGUGCGCUCUGGGCAUUCACUAUGUGGGCUUCGUGAUGAUGUGUUUCGGAGCGUCCAAUUCCCUUUUCUCCUUCCUCUUCGGGAGACUCGCUCGCAUCACCGGGAGGACGGCGCUCUUCCUCCUGGCCGCCGUGACCAACUUCGCCUGCAUCAUCGCCCUCUUGUUCUGGAGGCCUCACCCUGACCAGUUGUGGGUCUUCUUUGUGUUUCCUGCUCUGUGGGGGAUGGCUGACGCUGUGUGGCAGACUCAGACCAACGCUCUGUACGGCAUCCUCUUCCCCCAAGAGAGCGAGGCGGCCUUCGCCAACUACCGCAUGUGGGAGUCUCUGGGCUUCGUCAUCGCCUUCGCCUACAGUACCUUCCUGUGCCUGGAGUACAAGCUCUACAUCCUGCUGUCCGUCCUGCUGCUCACGAUGGUCACCUACCCCGUGGUGGAGUACCACCAGCACAAGAAUCCCACGCCGGAAGUGGAGGACAAGCCCAAAGAAAUGGUGGUGAUGGACGAGAAAAACAUUUACUGCCAGACAAAACUUUAAUAUGAAAUACUAGCGACAAGAUAGAGACUUGGCCUUGUUCCUCCAUGUGAUGUUGUUUUCAUUUGUCAUUAAGCAAUAUCUACACACGUUCUUUUAUUUUUGUAUUCCAGGACACCCUCAACUUUUUGGAUAUUUGAUCCAAACAUCUUUCUGCUCCUUUUGACUUUUGUCAAAGAAAUAGAAACAACAACUUGAACAAACUUGAUUAUUUUGACAUCUUAACUUUUGUAUGAUAAUGAGUACUUUUUAAAGGAUUUAAAUUAUUUUAGUAAAAUAUGAAAUUUGCACUAUUGUUAUUGUGUUAUUC
This is a messenger RNA of Entelurus aequoreus (snake pipefish), 1749 nucleotides long. RefSeq names its product unc-93 homolog A (gene unc93a). The record is from RefSeq and is a predicted model, not a curated record. NCBI's taxonomy places the organism in Eukaryota, Metazoa, Chordata, Actinopteri, Syngnathiformes, Syngnathidae. The coding region runs from base 57 to 1442 and encodes 461 amino acids. The transcript has 8 exons.